Molecule: messenger RNA, 429 nt
Organism: Effrenium voratum
Lineage: Eukaryota; Dinophyceae; Suessiales; Symbiodiniaceae
Source: the annotation of a GenBank genome assembly
AUGCCACGGGCCGGCGCGUGGGCGUCGGAAGCAUUGUCGCAACGUGCCCUUGUGGGAAGCAGCGCACUGCAGGCAAUGCAGAAUGAGCAGCCGCAUGUGGCCGGUUUGCAAGUGGAAGGUUUGCACGGAUGCGAAAUGCCGCGCUUGGUCGCCCUGCUGCAGAAGAUCUUGAAGGCGCUGGUGGCACGGGCGGCCGACAGCCUACCGCCCCCCUUCCAGGUGGCGGCUGGAAACGUUGCGGAGGAGGCCGAAAGCUUCCGGGACGCCUUUCGGGGCUUCCUGGAGAACUACUUCAUCGACGAGGAGCCGCCUCGGGCGCAUCCUCAAGCUCCGCGAGCCCUCGGAGGGAGCUGCGCUCUGCCUCCCGCGAGCGGCCCAGCACUCCCAAGGUGCAGCGGCAAGACUCCGGCUGGUGGCGCGCCACUGUGA